Cooperia oncophora is the source of this 399-nucleotide messenger RNA. The record is from the annotation of a GenBank genome assembly. NCBI's taxonomy places the organism in Eukaryota, Metazoa, Nematoda, Chromadorea, Rhabditida, Trichostrongylidae.
AUGAGGGAUAUUGAGGAAGUGGGUACUGAGAAUCAAUUGAAGCACGCAAAACAAUUUCAGGAAAGGGAGAAUGUCAGUUCAAAUGGUGUAGGAAAUCCCGUAAAAGUCAUCCGCAAUCCCGAAAAUGUUGUCAGUCUCGAGAAAUUCAUGGACCUACUCAAUUCCGUAGAGGAGAUACCGGAUAUAACCAAAUCUGAAAAAUCGCUGAAAAAAGCUGAAUCGAAGGAAUUAAACUGGACUCGCUCCGAAACCUCCAGAGCUUCUACGACGCCCCAUGCCAAAGCUUCCACUACGCCAGCCCAUGUUGAUAAGAAGCGUCCAAAGCUGAAUGUUACACGAACCAUUCAGACAACAACGGAAGCUGCGACGAACCGUCAGUCGGACGGAGGUCGACUCUGA